This is a messenger RNA of Lepisosteus oculatus (spotted gar), 963 nucleotides long. Its product is annotated as troponin I, fast skeletal muscle. Gene Ontology annotation, biological process: cardiac muscle contraction; skeletal muscle contraction. NCBI's taxonomy places the organism in Eukaryota, Metazoa, Chordata, Actinopteri, Semionotiformes, Lepisosteidae. The record is from RefSeq and is a predicted model, not a curated record. Gene Ontology annotation, cellular component: troponin complex.
AGCAUUUCAGCUGCCUGUGGCUUGCCAGUCGUUUCCAUCCCUCCACCAGGUCUGUCCUGCUCCUGCUCUUCGCUCGUAGGUUGUGAAAACAAGAUCAAGUCAAAAUGUCGGAGAAAAAGAUGUCAACCAGCCGAAAACAGCAUCUGAAGAGUUUGAUGCUUCAGAUUGCUAAAACAGAAAUCGAGAAGGAACAAACUGAGAGAGAAGCAGAGAAGAAGAGGUAUCUGGAAGAGCACUGCCCUCCACUCUCCAUGGGUGGAUCCCUUCAAGAAUUGCAGGAACUGUGCAAACAGCUCCACACCAAGAUUGAUGUCGUUGAUGAGGAGAGGUAUGACUUGCAAUCCAAAGUUAACAAGUCUGCCAAGGAGAUUGAAGACCUGAAUAUGAAAGUGUUUGACCUGAAGGGUAAAUUCAAGAAACCAGCUCUGCGUAAAGUGCGUAUGUCAGCUGACGCUAUGCUGCAGGCACUGCUAGGCUCCAAGCACAAGGUCUCCAUGGAUUUGAGAGCUAACCUGAAACAAGUGAAGAAAGAGGAGAAGGAACAAGACCUGCGUGACGUCGGUGACUGGCGCAAGAACAUCGAGGAGAAGGCUGGCAUGGAAGGCAGGAAGAAGAUGUUUGAGGCUGAGGCCUAAACAGAUCCUCAGUGGCUUGUUGUUUGUUUUUAAGACAUGUCGUAGGUCAACAGUGCUCUCCAUUAUUUUUGUCUUAAACAUAUUCUCCCAGUCUUUUGUUUGCAUAUGGUGAUGCUUUUCUGCUGGACUUUGUUAAGGGGACAAGCAAGAGGCUGAUUUGGAAUUUGCUGCCUGUAGCCGUUGUCUAACUUUGGGGGUCCCAAGUGUUGCCAUAGCACUACCAAAACUCAUCACCCUGGAAACCAGCUGUUGCGCAAAAAUAUAUUUUGUUCAGAAAUAUAUUUGAAUGCCAAAAAAAUGUCUUAUGUAAAUAAAUAAUUUAAAGAAA